UUGUAAUUUAUGGAUUCUUGAUAAUAUCUUAGUUUAUGUAUUUUAUUAGUAUUAGCAGUAAAAACAUUGAAAGUUGGAAUCUUGUUGGGAUGGCUAUUCAUUUGAAUAGAUUGAUCCCUCUUUCCUUCUUUGGCAGCUUCUUCAUUUUCCCAUUUCUCCAAGUUCUUUGAUAAGGAUACUGUUUUGAAACAAGUCCUGUAAGAUUGCAAAAGAUCAGCAAUAAGCUUGCACAGCCAAUUCCUCCAGGAUAUUGAAGAUAGCUGAGGUGUUCAUUUAUAUUGAUCAAAAUGGGUAGAAAUGAAAUCACUAAGGAGCUCAAUGGAAUGUCACAGUCGGAUCAGCCUGCAAUCACCAUAACAGCAACUCAUCAGCUUCAGGCUUCAUCAGGCAAUCAAUCUGAGUCUCCCCAAGAUUCUUCCUCUAGCUCGUUAGACUUAGAUCUAGUGAUUGGACGUCCCUGGACGACUGGAUUGUUUGAUUGUCGUCAAGAUCAAACAAAUUCCAUUAUUACAGCAUUUCUUCCUUGUGUAACUUUCGGACAAAUAUCAGAAGUACUGGACGAAGGAAAGUCUACUUGCAGGUGUAGGAGUUCCUGUUACUUGUUGCUGAUGCUUGCUUCAUAUUCUCAAUGGAUUUUGAGCACCGAGUACAGAACUAAGCUGAGAAAGAAAUUUCAUUUGGAAGAAGCUCCCUACACAGAUGUGGUGUCUCAUCUCUUUUGUCCUUGUUGUUCCCUUUGUCAGGAGUUCAGAGAGCUUAAAAACAGAGGACUUGACCCUGCUCUAGGUUGGAAUGGAAUCCUGGCUCAACAACAAGGAAAGGAAUCUGAUGAUAAACAACUAAAUAUUCCUCCUCCAAAUCAAGCCAUGUCCAACUAAAUUCAAUUUGUUUUUCCUGUAUCUUGUGUUUGCAAGCAGGUAAGCACAAAAUUGAAAGAGCAGACCUGCAAAUUUUCAGCUUUAAUUUUAUUAUUUUGGCGGAGGAAAUAUUCAUAGUGUUGUUGAUUAUUUUUAAUUCUAUAUAUUAAGUUUGAAAUCUAUUUACAAC
This is a messenger RNA of Manihot esculenta (cassava), 1047 nucleotides long. RefSeq names its product protein PLANT CADMIUM RESISTANCE 8. NCBI's taxonomy places the organism in Eukaryota, Viridiplantae, Streptophyta, Magnoliopsida, Malpighiales, Euphorbiaceae. Bases 288 to 878 code for a protein of 196 amino acids. The record is from RefSeq and is a predicted model, not a curated record. The transcript is spliced from 4 exons.